This is a messenger RNA of Grammomys surdaster, 717 nucleotides long. RefSeq names its product cutA divalent cation tolerance homolog (gene Cuta). The record is from RefSeq and is a predicted model, not a curated record. Gene Ontology annotation, biological process: response to metal ion. Gene Ontology annotation, molecular function: copper ion binding. The transcript has 7 exons. The coding region runs from base 95 to 628 and encodes 177 amino acids. Lineage: Eukaryota; Metazoa; Chordata; Mammalia; Rodentia; Muridae.
GGUCAAGUCUGGAGACUCCGGGAAAGGCAGGGCCGCUCCUGUCACGUGGUGCGCACUGUUUUCUCGUCACGAGGGCUGCUGCAGCGCGGGCUGCAUGAACUGGGGGCGGGCCCCCGGCGUCCUGCUCGGCGGAGGGGCCACGCUGCUCCUGUCUUUUCUUUGGAUGCCUGCGCUCCUGCCGGUGGCCUCCCGCCUGCUGUUGCUACCCCGAGCUCUGCUGUCCAUGGCUUCAGGAAGCCCUCCGUCCCAGCCCCCUCCGGCCUCUGGCUCCGGCUACGUUCCAGGAUCAGUCUCUGCAGCCUUCGUCACUUGUCCCAACGAAAAAGUCGCCAAGGAGAUCGCCAGGGCAGUGGUAGAGAAGCGCCUGGCAGCCUGCGUCAACCUCAUCCCGCAGAUAACGUCCAUCUAUGAAUGGAAAGGAAAGAUCGAGGAAGAUAGUGAGGUGCUGAUGAUGAUUAAAACCCAAAGCUCCCUGGUUCCUGCUCUGACAGAGUUCGUUCGAUCUGUGCACCCUUAUGAAGUUGCCGAGGUGAUUGCUCUGCCUGUGGAGCAGGGGAACCCCCCGUACCUGCACUGGGUGCACCAGGUCACAGAAUCAGUCUCAGAUUCUGGUGCGGCCCUACCGUGAGGAGCCCUGUCCCUGCCACAGCGUCCUCUGCUUAAUUCCCCCCUUCCAUGUGAUGACUGAGCCCCCAAUAAAUCCUCUCCUGCUCUCGA